ACAAGAUAGUCCAUGAGAAUCAUUUAAGCUCUAAAGUUUGAAACAUCCAGACACAAUUUUGUGACUUUAUUAAUUCAUUCGCGUUUUAAAUGCGCUCGUGAGAUGAGCGUAUGAGUUCUGAAUAGCAUAACAAACCUGAUUGUGAUUUUUAUAUUUUUCUAAGUCGAGCAACGAAUAAAGAAGACCGGUGACAAUGUGUCCUCUACGUUACCUUUAUCACGUUCUUCUUUUUCUACUAACAAAUUUGCUGAUAUUUUCAAGUGCAAAUGUAACCGAAUGGAAGGCUCAUUUUGAUCCAAAUCCAAUAACAUUAAAGACAGCAUCAAGGCAACGAGUACAUCUGGUACUAGAUGGAUUACCUGAGGAUCUUAUGAAUGAACUACAACCUCCAAAUAAUACAAAUCAACCGUACAUACAACUCGUCAGCAGAGAUCCACAACUUGCGACUGUAAAGCAUCAACAUUCGAUGGUAUUCUUCCCAUUGAAUAAGACAGCCGUGGAUACAAAUUUUGAUCUUUAUGGGGAAUUCUUAGGUCAAACAGACAUUUUUGUUGAAAUAACAAAUCCCAGUGACAACGUCACGGAGAAAUCAAAUCAGUCGUUACGCGUUACAAUUUUACGACCAGCACGGCUGAUAGACAAACUCUUUACAUAUUCCGUUAUCAUAUUGGUAUCAAUUUUAUACAUCAACUUUGGUGCUGCACUAAGCUUAGAGACCAUUAAAGAUAUUUUAAGAAGACCAGUCGGUCCAAUAAUUUGUUUUAUAUGUCAAUUUAUAUUGAUGCCAUUGACCUCAUAUGGAUUAGGAUUUUGGUUAUUCCCGAAUGCACAUGAAAUGGCAUUGGGACUGUUUUUUACUGGAAUAUCACCGGGCGGAGGUGCUAGUAAUAUGUGGACACUUCUGCUGGGCGGAAAUAUUCAUUUAUCAAUUGCCAUGACAACAAUAUCAACGAUUGCUUCAUUCGGAAUGAUGCCAUUGUGGAUCUUUACACUUGGAAAAUUAAUAUUUGAACGUGCCAAGUUGGGUGUUCCUUACAGUAAGAUUUUCACAAUGGCUUUUGGCCUGUUAAUUCCAUUAUCCAUUGGAUUAUUAAUUCAGCGAUUCUUGCCUCGUGUCGCUCGUGUUUUGGUGCGAGUUUUAAAACCAGUUUCGAUGAUUCUAAUUCUUUUUAUUAUCGUCUUCGCAAUCAUCACAAAUUUCUACAUCUUUCAACUAUUCUCGUGGCAGAUCGUUGUUGCUGGUCUUGGACUGCCAUGGAUUGGUUACAUGUUCGGAUGGAUAUUUUCAAAAAUAUUUAGACAAUCAUCCCCUGACUGCAUAGCAAUAUCGGUUGAAACUGGAAUUCAAAAUACAGGAAUUGCAAUUUUCCUUCUUACAUUCUCACUUGAUCAACCGAUGGCGGAUUUAACAACUGUUGUUCCUGUAUCUGUAGCUAUUAUGACACCAUUCCCACUGUUGGCUGUCUACCUCGUUCAAAAGUGCAUGAAUCUCGCGUUUUUCCAAAAACGAGAACAAUCAGGAUAUUCUCCGAUUGCCGGACGAGAUGGCAAUCUUCAUCCAUCGCAAACUACUACAUCGUCGUUAGCAUUGACUCAAACUUGUCCACUGGAUUCCAUCGCUAUGGCACUACCAAUUGAUCCGAAUGAUCAAAGAGUUCACACUGCUUGAUACGAAAAAAAUGAGAUAUUAAAUGAUAAUGAAAAUGAUAUUCAAAAUUUUAUUUGAAGAAAUUCGCAAUUCUUUUUUUAAAAAAGAUAUUUUAAGUUUUAAACUUGCAUGAUUGUCAUAAUUUUAGAAAUAUUGGCAUUAUAGUAUCAUUAUUAUUUACAUAACUGGACGUAGACGUAUUUUUAGUUCCUUUAGUUUUUUCGCAUACAAAAAAAGAUCAGUUUUAUCAGUACUUUUCAGAAAAGUACGCAAAUGGGAUGGUUGUUUAUCUCAUGACUGCCUUAUGAAGGUUGAGUGACAUAAAAAGAUCUUUUUUUAGUUUUUUUUCCUUUCUUUAUCUUUAAUAUUUUUUCUUGCAUGAUAAAUUUAGAAUGCUUUCUUCUCUUCUUCCUAUAUUUUUUUGGCAUAAGCAUGUGACUUUAUUUUCUUCUAAAUAUGUCUACCUACCUCUUUUAUCUCACAUUCUGCCUCCAUUUUUCUCAGUUCACUACCAUUAAGUGUUGCUAAUUGGGGAGCUUUUGACUGGUUCAAAUGCAGUUUAUUGCACGGGAAAAUUUCUUAUUUACUAAUAAUUCCUGAUAUUACCUCGAAUAAAUUUAAUGAUUUUAAAGUUAAAAGAUUUCCCGUUUAAAAUUCUAUUUGAUUCAAAAUUUCAAAAACGGUUGAUAUUCAAAUUUUUUGGAAAACCUAUAAUUUUGAAGUCCAAAAUUUCAAAUCUCUAAAUUCUGCUAAAAUUUGAAUUUAAGAAAACCG
Messenger RNA from Chironomus riparius, 2422 nucleotides. The record is from the annotation of a GenBank genome assembly. Lineage: Eukaryota; Metazoa; Arthropoda; Insecta; Diptera; Chironomidae.